GCGCGCAGCGGCACAUCGACAGAACACAUAAAAGUCUCGCUCCCAUCCAUGGCCCCGAACUAAACGCCCAGUCUGAACUACACGCCGCGGCACGCGCGGCAGCGCAGCGCAUCCCCGUCUUCUCCUUGUCGUCUAAGCCAGCGAGGGGCGGACGCCGUCGCCGUCGCCGCCGCGCUCUCCUCCUCCGCCUCCUCUGCUGCUGCUGCUCUUCCUCGAGCUGUCCUCCGCACUGCAAGGAGAUAGAGGGGAGGGGCGGGGCAUCUUCUGACAUCAGUAAUGGCGGACCGGGAUAGCGACAGUGAUGACAAUGUUAAGUUUGACUGGGAAAGUGAUGGUGAGGCUGAGCCUUCAUCGGCUCCGGCUUUCAGGAACUCGGAUGCUCCUGGCCCAUCCACGCUGGCCAACGAGGAAGCGCCGUCUACUGCUUUAAUUGAGGAAUAUGUAGCAAUGGGUUUCCCAAAAGAGAUAGUCGUGAAGGGCAUGAAGGAGAUUGGGCAUAGCGAUGCAGAUGCAUUGCUCGAGCUAAUUCUCACAUAUCAGGCACUAGGUGCUGAUGAUGCAGUGGGUAACUGCUCUACUUCUGGCUGCGCUCCUCAGGGUGUUGAAGAAGAAGAAGAUGAUGAUGAUCUUGAUUUUGAGAAUUGGGAUGGCGACGAUGACGAUGUUGGUGGUAGAGGGACCAACUGUGAUGAUCCUGGUGAUGAGGAUUUUCUACAAGAGAUGUCACAGAAAGAUAAGAAGAUCAACUCAUUAGUAGACAUGGGCUUUCCUGAAGAUGAGGCAAAUAUUGCUAUUACGAGAUGCGGUGUGGAUGCUGAUCUCUGUGUAUUAGUUGAUUCGAUUAGUGCAUCACUGGUUGCAGGAGAUUUCAAUUCCAGAAACAUAUCUGACCAUCAGGUUAUGGAUAGAUGCUUUGAUUCGUUUGGAGGGAGAAAGAAAGCAAGAUUGAUGGAAGAGAGCAAGAAAAGGAGGAUGCAAUAUGCACAAGGCAGUGGAUCCUCCUUUGCUGGUAGCCAUGAUGAGCCAACGCGUAUCCCAGAUCCUAUGGUUGGAUUUAAUCUGCCCAGUGACAGAAAACCGUCAAUGACCAGAAUGCUUCCUGAACAAGCUGUCGGACCACCUUUUUUCUACUUUCAGAAUGUGGCCCGAGCUCCAAGAGGUGCAUGGACGACCAUUUCAAAAAAAUUCUACGACAUUCAACCAGAGUUUGUGGAUUCCAAGUAUUUUUGUGCAGCUUCAAGGGAAAGUGGGUACAUCCAUAAUUUGCCAAUUGAGAACAGAGAAGCUCUUCUCCCUUUCCCUCUAAAGACCGUAUUUGAUGCAUUCCCUCAUUAUAAGAAGUGGUGGCCUUCUUGGGACCCAAGAAGGCAGCUCAACUGCUUGCAAGCAAGUGUGGCAACUGCAAAGUUGACAGACCAGAUCCAGCGUACUCUUGCAAGAUCAGGCAACCCAAGUGUUCAGAAACAUGUGGUGGAUGAGUGCAAAACUUGGGAUCUUGUCUGGGUAGGGAAAAACAAGGUUGCUCAGUUGGAGCCUGAUGAGAUGGAAUCUCUGCUCGGUUUCCCAAGGGACCACACAAGGGGAGUCGUCAAGACAGAGAGGUACAAAUCUCUUGCGAACUCCUUCCAAGUUGAUACAGUUGCUUACCACCUAUCAGUGCUGAGGGACAUGUUUCCCAAUGGUGUCAAUGUGCUGUCCUUGUCCACCGGAAUUGGAGGAGGAGAGGUAGCUUUGCACAGGCUUGGGAUCCGCAUGAGGACAGUGGUGUCUGUUGAGGAAGGCGAAACUAAUAGGAGGAUUUUUGAGGGUUGGUGGGAUCAGACCCAGACAGGCAAGCUGGUUCAGAUUGCCAACCUGAAAUCUCUCACUAAUGAGAGAAUUGCAUCGUUAGUUGGUAGAUUUGGUUGCUUCGACUUGGUGAUUGGGGGCAGCCAAGGGCAGACGUAUUUUUGGAAAAAUACAUCGUGCCUCAUGUCGCUUUCAUCCUGUAUGAUCUUCAAAGUCUGGGAAAAUAAGCCUAUCAGGCUACCAGGUUAUCAGGUUUCCCAAGUUUGUAAAGUUCAGAACUUGGGUUCAGAUUUUGUGAUAGGGAUUCUGCAUGGGGAGGAAGAUGAGAGGGAGCGGAAGAAGAGGCGGGACAAGAAGGAGAGCAGGAGGAGCGGCCGCGACGGCAGGGGCAGCGACGAGGAGGAGGAGAGGCGGAGGAGGAAGAAGAAGCACGGCGACAGGGGCAAAGACAAAGAGAGGGAUUCGAAGGAGAGGCGUUCCAAGGAGAAGGAGAAGAGCAAGCGAAAAGACAAGGAUGCUCCAUCGCUAAAACAGGACAUCAAAGAAAUAUCCAAGGACGACUACUUUGCAAAGAACAAUGAGUUUGCAACCUGGUUGAAGGAAGAGAAGGGCAAAUAUUUCUCCGACCUUUCUUCAGAGUCUGCCCGUGAUAUCUUCCUCAAGUUCGUGAAACAAUGGAACAAGGGGAAGCUGCCAUCGCAAUACUACGUGGGCAUCACCACUGGGCCCCGAUCAGCACACAACUGGAACAUCAAGAAGGCAUGAGAAGGCUUGUCUCCCUUGUGGCCUGCAGUUCGGGUGCCUUGCGUUGUGGGGUUUCUUGACGAAACUGCUAUACCAAAUGCUUGUGCCACUUGUUCCAUCUUUUAGGUUUCUGAUCUAAACCUGGAUGAACAAUAGUUCAGUAUCGCUGUGUUUAGCAUUGAUGUUAGUCCUGUUGCCAACGUUCAGUGAAAAGAUUCUAGCAAACUUGUUGCUGUAUGGAAAAGAGCUGGUAUUCAGGUGAUUAGCCCCACCACCACAUGUCCAUGUUCUUCUGCCUUUUUUGAUGGGUCUUCUGUAUAACUUCGAUAUUCUUGCUGUAAACUGAAGAUUUUCACUGUUAUGAAUUAGUCUGCCGUAUUUUGGAAUCGCCACUUUGGCAGCAUGUAAA
Triticum aestivum (bread wheat) is the source of this 2941-nucleotide messenger RNA. Its product is annotated as DNA (cytosine-5)-methyltransferase DRM2. The record is from RefSeq and is a predicted model, not a curated record. Lineage: Eukaryota; Viridiplantae; Streptophyta; Magnoliopsida; Poales; Poaceae. Gene Ontology annotation, cellular component: nucleus. The transcript has 13 exons. Gene Ontology annotation, molecular function: DNA (cytosine-5-)-methyltransferase activity; protein binding. Bases 277 to 2553 code for a protein of 758 amino acids.